AUGAGUGUCUGGAACCCACCCAGACUCCUGGGCCUGGCGGGAAUGAGCCUGCUGAGGGAUGAGGCCUCAAACAUCACUGCUCUGGAGUAUCUGCCCAUCGAGCUCUUCCCCCCACUGUUCAUGGAAGCAUUCUAUGGGAGUCGCAGUGAGACCCUGAAGGCCAUGGUGCAAGCCUGGCCCUUUGUCCGCCUGCCUCUGGGGGGUCUGAUGAAGAUGCCUCAUCUGGGAACCUUACAAGCAGUGCUGGCUGGGCUUGAUAUCCUGAUUGCCCAGAAGGAUCGCCCCAGGAGGUGCAAACUGAAGGUGCUGGAUUUAAGGCAUACUGGACAAGACUUCUGGAGAAUGUGGUCUGGAGACAGGGCCCAUGGAUGUUCAAGCACUCUGAUGGCACCAGUGGCUGAGGACAGGUCAAGGGCAGAGCAGUCCUUGGCUCCCUUGGUGGUGUUCAUAGAAAUUCACCUCAAAGAAAGGACCAUGGAUGGAUUCCUCACCUACCUCAUGAGGUGGGUGGAGGAGAGGAAAGCUUCCAUACACCUGUGCUGUAAGAAACUGAAGAUACUUUCAAUGCCCAUGGAAAAUAUUGUGAAGGUCCUGAGUAUGGUGCAGCUGAACUGUAUCCAGGAGGUGCAAGUGAAUUGCGCCUGGCAUCUGUCCACCCUGGCCAUGUUUGCUCCUCUCCUGGGCCAGAUGAGUAAUGUGCAGAGACUCCUUCUCUCCCACAUCCAUGUGCCUGCGCUUGAGGAACAGGAGGAGCAGCAUGUUGUCCAAAUUACCUCUCAGUUCCUCAGGCUGCACCACCUCCGGGAUAUCCGUAUGGAAUCUCCCUCCUACCUUGAAGGCUGCCUGGACCAGAUGCUCAGGUGUCUGACAACCCCCUUGGACAACCUUGCAAUAACUCACUGCCUCCUUUCGGAUUCAGACUUGAGCCAUCUAUCCCAGUGUCCAAACAUCAGUCAGCUAAAGGGCCUGGAUCUGAGUGGCAUCUCCCUGACCUACUCUAGUCCUGAGCUCCUCCCAGUUCUGUUGGAGAAAGUUGCAGCCACCCUCCAGGAAGUGUACUUAGAUCAGUGUGGGAUCAUGGACUCCCAUCUUGAGGCCAUCCUGCCUGCCUUGAGCCAUUGCCCCCAGCUCAUGUUCUUCAGCCUGCGUGGAAACCUCAUCUCCAUGGCCAUGAUGGAGAAGCUGCUGCGACACACCUCCGGGCUGCCCAGUUUAAGUCAAGAGCUGUAUCCUGUCCCUCAGGAGAGUUACAGCUCUCAGGGGAUCCUCCAACCUGGGAGACUUGCCCAGUGUCGGGCUGAACUGUUUGAGAUUCUGAGAGUCUUAGGACGUCCCAGGAUCAUCUGGAUUAGUUCCAGCCCCUGUGUGCACUGUGGAGAUAACACAUUCUAUCAUCCCCAGCCCAUCAUAUACCGCUGA
Molecule: messenger RNA, 1419 nt
Organism: Balaenoptera ricei (Rice's whale)
Lineage: Eukaryota; Metazoa; Chordata; Mammalia; Artiodactyla; Balaenopteridae
Product: PRAME family member 15-like
Exons: 3
Coding region: 1-1419 (472 amino acids)
Biological process (GO): negative regulation of DNA-templated transcription; negative regulation of apoptotic process; positive regulation of cell population proliferation
Cellular component (GO): cytoplasm
Source: RefSeq, a predicted model, not a curated record